CUCAUCUGCAUCCUUGGGUGUUUUACAGUAAAAUACAAAGUAAAAUAUCCAUGGCCUCGAUCAGUCCCAGAUCUCCACCAGUGGCACUAGAGCUUGAGAAGAAUAGUCAGGCCAGUACUACAACUAGCAAAUUUGUGUUCCAUGAUGUGAUAUUGAGGGUCUUCUUGUUUGCAACAUCCCUAACGUCACUUGUAGCUCUAGUGACCAGUAAGCAAACUGAAACGAUUCCCGUGCCUUUCCCACCUUACCGAGCAUCUGUUGCAGCUGAAUUCACUGAUUUACCAGCCUUCAUAUAUUCGUCAGCUGUCCUCUCAGUGACUUGCUUCUACAGCAUAAUUACUACCAUCUUAUCUUUUUUUGCACUCGUGAAACGUUCUACAACAUCAACAAAGUUGAUGUCAUGUGUUUUCUCCGUAGAUGUGCUACUCUUAGGUAUUUUAGCUUCAGCAACUGGAGCCUCAGGUGAAGUAGCCUACUUAGAACUCAAAGGAAACUCAAAUGUAGGAUGGCACAAGAUCUGCAAUGUCUAUGAUUCCUACUGCCGACACAUUGGAUUCUCGGUUUUAACCUCAAUCUUUUCCUCCAUGGUGCUAGCAUUCCUGAUCAUCCUCUACAUCAUUACUGUAUCACGAAGAUAAGCACAUCAUAGACAUCAUUAAAAUUAGUAUGCAUACCUGAUUGAUGGGAGCAUAUUCUUCAUUGUUUAGAAAGAUUGUAAUGGAAGGUUAUAGUUACCUGAAAAAAAUAUUAAAAUUUUGUUUAACAUA
Molecule: messenger RNA, 767 nt
Organism: Daucus carota subsp. sativus
Lineage: Eukaryota; Viridiplantae; Streptophyta; Magnoliopsida; Apiales; Apiaceae
Product: CASP-like protein 1
Exons: 3
Coding region: 51-638 (195 amino acids)
Source: RefSeq, a predicted model, not a curated record